GGUUUGUGUGUGAAAGAGUGUUAAGAAUUGAACAAGUAUGCUUGAUUGGGGAGUUCAAGGCCAUCAUCAAAAGUAUGAUCAUGAUCUUUAUCAACAACAACAUCAACAACAAGGAUGUAGAAAGGGACCAUGGACACUUGAAGAAGAUAAGCUUCUCGCGGAGUAUGUUACUUCACAUGGUGAAGGAAGAUGGAGCACUGUUGCUAAGUGUGCAGGGUUGAAUAGAAGUGGUAAAAGCUGUAGACUAAGGUGGGUGAACUACUUGAGGCCAGGGCUUAAGAGAGGACAAAUCACUCCUCAAGAAGAAGGAAUCAUCCUUGAACUUCAUUCCCUUUGGGGUAACAAGUGGUCUACAAUCGCAAGAUAUUUACCAGGACGAACAGAUAAUGAAAUAAAAAACUACUGGAGAACACAUUACAAGAAAAAAGAAAAAUUUUCUUCGAAGCAAGACAAAGUCAAAAGAUCUCUAUCCCGGAAACAACAAGUGGAUCUUAAACCGCAACCACAAGCACAACCGCAGAAUCAUCAGUCUCAACUAGUGUCCCAAGACCACAUGAAUAUCGACAACGAUCAAAACAUAGAGUCUUCGUUGUAUUACCCGACUAGUGUCUUCGAUGACCAAUUUUCUAUGCCUCAAAGUGUUGCAACAACCUCAUCCGACCACUCUAUGAUCGAUGAAGGUCACUUGUGGGGCAGCUUGUGGAAUAUAGACGAUGAUGAUCCACACGGUUUCGGUGGUGGCUCAGGACAGAGGACAGCUGCAGAUAUUGCUGAGAAGUUUCCAGGCAGCGGAAUUGAGGCCCCAUCGUGUGGCUCAGGGGAUUAUAGUUAUACUGGCUUUUACAUGGGAGGCUAUAUUUUUUAAUUAGUAUGCUCGAAGAUAUCAAGAAGAUGUGUCUUCGUAUGGUUUAAUAGAAAUAUUAAAAGACCUCAUUGUGU
Arabidopsis arenosa is the source of this 939-nucleotide messenger RNA. The record is from the annotation of a GenBank genome assembly. Lineage: Eukaryota; Viridiplantae; Streptophyta; Magnoliopsida; Brassicales; Brassicaceae.